AUGCCUCUGGCCCCUCUGACGACGCCCCACGCACGACCUAGUAUUGCCGCCUCGCCGUCGCUCGAACCGCCGCAUCCUUCGCCCUGCGCAGGCUGGAACAUCGAUGCCGCCGCCCACGUCGAGGGCAAGCCCGCAGCCGACGAGCCCGCGCGGCCCAACACCCCACCCUCCUACCUCUCCGCCCUCCGUCAGCUCGAGAGUCCCGUGUCGCCCCAGGUCAUCAACCUCGCCGCCACACUGACCACCCAGGCCGAGAACGAGAUCGACGCCGACAACGUGAGCUUCCUGCGCCGCCCCGUCGAUCCCCAGGAGGAGUGGCGCCAGCAGAACGCUCAAGCGGAGGAUGAGCUAUUCGAGGAAGUGCGCGUUGCCCGGGAACGACUGCGCGCCCGGACCGCCGAGAUGCAGCAUGAUGAGCGUGAUCGCCAGACGCACCUGCAGCGCGUGCUGAGCCGCCUCAGUCGCAUGGAAGACUCCCUGUCCUACAGUGACCGCGUGCCCUCGAGAAACUCGCUGUACAAUUGGAGCCCGCCCGCCGAUGCCUCGGCCGACCGCGACCACGAGGAGCUACAGGAGAUACUGCGGACGUUGCGGCAAGAACCAUCGACUCCCUUUCCAGGAGGCCUGUCCGAGGAUACCGCGGCGCGCUACUCCCGCGUCAUGGGCCAGCGGGCCACGCAGCCCUCCGAGUCGUCCCUGCGUUCGACACAAUCGAGACGGCACCCGCGCUUCUCGGCGCGCUCGCGGGAGACAAUGCAGCGCUACAUCACCGAGCGGGACGCGGCCAUGCGAACUUCACAGGACCGGUCCGACCUCAACCGGAUAGAAACGAGCCGAUACGGCUGGCACCUGAGCAGCCGAUCAAGCGAGGCGCGGGAUCGAACGAGGCUAGACUCGUACAGGCGGAGCUAUCUCGAGAACCCGUCCAGCAGCCCCGCGCCCACUUCUCCCUGGCUGGAGCAAACCAUCAAUUAUCUUUCCCAGAUCCGGAGCUCGGAUUCCUACGAAGACAGCCUCUUCCAUGCGGCGGAUGCGGGCUUCGUCACCAAGGAAUUCUUCGGCGAAAACCACCAGGACUUCAUCCUCGAUGUCAACACAAUCCCUGGACCUGCAGAAACCUCAUGGUUAGCGCCUGGUGCCGUGUUUUCCGGUUCACAACACGCCACUACCGUUACCUCAAGCGUCACCACCUCCUCAAAUAUCCCUACCGCUACCUCAACCACACUAUACCGCUUUCGAAACAAUGACUCCCCCAUGACAUCAACCCGGUUCGAUGUAGCACGGCCCUGGAUGAGCCAUAAUAAUCCAAUUCCGCCCCACGCUCGCAGAGUAGAAGAUCCCGCGACCCAACAAACACAACAACAGGACCGCUGGCCUGUCAAGGUCACCGUCCACGCCGUGGACUGGGAAAACAUGACCCUCGCCGCGACAAUGGAAGCUUACAAUGUACCAUCACACCCUCCCUCGUUUCCUGGCAGUACGCUUGAUCCGGCAGCAAGCGGGCCUUCCCGACCUGGAACCCGCACCUCGAGUAUCACAACAUAUCUAGAAGGCGAAAUCCUUGAUCUACGUACCCACACCCUUCUCACUGAAUCCUUCAAGAGUAGUCUAGCAACAGACGCCACGUACUGGCGGAAGUUGCCCCCAUUCGCUCAUCUCAGCGACCACGAUCUCGUCCACAAGCUCGUCUCACACGACUAUGUUACGGAAUUGGCACAAGAGUGGAUCCUGAUGCGGUGGAAGGAGCGCUGUUUUGUGAAAUCCACAUCCUCGGCACGAAGGCGGGCAGCCGCCGCAGCCGCCACCCAUGUCACCCCCGCCGAUUCGCCCAUGACCACGGACACCAGCGAUUCCGACCCUUCCCAACACGCCUCUUUGCUGAGAGACCCCCCGGCGGCGAGUACGGAUCAGGACGAGGAUGCGGGAGAGGACGGGUGCGGGUUGACCAUCAGCGGGUUCUAUUACGUUUGCCUGCGGCGCAGCGACGGCGCGAUCGAGGGCCUCUACUACGACCCGCAAAGCAGUCCGUACCAGCACCUCAAGCUCAGUCCUGUCGGCGGAGGCAACUUUCCCGUUUGGAACUUCCGGUGA
Molecule: messenger RNA, 2091 nt
Organism: Diplodia corticola
Lineage: Eukaryota; Fungi; Ascomycota; Dothideomycetes; Botryosphaeriales; Botryosphaeriaceae
Product: vacuolar import degradation protein vid24
Exons: 2
Coding region: 1-2091 (696 amino acids)
Biological process (GO): proteasome-mediated ubiquitin-dependent protein catabolic process; protein catabolic process in the vacuole; protein targeting to vacuole
Cellular component (GO): extrinsic component of membrane; GID complex
Source: RefSeq, a predicted model, not a curated record